Messenger RNA from Suillus subalutaceus, 722 nucleotides. RefSeq lists its product as uncharacterized. Bases 404 to 658 code for a protein of 84 amino acids. The transcript has 2 exons. Lineage: Eukaryota; Fungi; Basidiomycota; Agaricomycetes; Boletales; Suillaceae. The record is from RefSeq and is a predicted model, not a curated record.
AGUGUCCUUGAGCAUGACUGACCUGCAUUAUGAUGUAUGUGAAGGGAUCGGGCAAGUCGAGCAAUACCUCGCCCGACAUGCCCAACAAGAAGAGACGCAGAUCGGAGACGACACAAGAUGGCGAGAAUGGUAUUCCAGGCUUGUCAUUCUCAAGUACGACGUUACAUGGCGAAACCAAUGGCCUAUAUGCUCCUAUCAACAGGGCUGUCAGCGAAAUCAAGACACCUCAGCUUCCCCUUGGUGAAAACGCUGCCGUCGCCACGGGAGCACAAUAGAUAAAAGGUCUCCUCACAGCGGUGCUGGUCCCUUGAACAAUUUCUCCAAGCUCUAGCUCUGCUCCAGCUUGUUCGUUGUGGGGGCCACAGACCAGCUGUCAUGACACAACAGCCCAGUUUUCAUUGGCAUGGCCAUCCUGCAGGUGUUUGGUUUAUUUAUCCAUUUUUCCACAGGGACCGAAGCACAUGACGAGAUACAUUGGGCAAACGUUCAGACCUCAACAGCGCAGUACAGUGGGAUGAGUGCUACACCUAUGUCCGUUGGCUUUUAUUGUCGCAUCUCCACCCCUAGCGUCCGCGCUAUUUUUCACUUUAAUCACUCUUCGUCUUGGCACUCAAAUUUGGCAGCGUCGAUAUUUUUCCUUCGUAUUUCGGCAUUUUAAAAUCCACAGACACAAUUUUGUAUCGUAGUUUACGUAUGAACUAUAAAUUUUCUUCGAUGUUACA